Molecule: messenger RNA, 1050 nt
Organism: Acanthosepion pharaonis
Lineage: Eukaryota; Metazoa; Mollusca; Cephalopoda; Sepiida; Sepiidae
Source: the annotation of a GenBank genome assembly
AUGGUUUUUCUUCUCUUUUUUCCCUUUAUUGUUUUAAGAAAAGCUUUCUUUUUUAAGAUUCUCUUAUUUUUUCCUUUUCAUUAUUUUCUUUUCCUUUUUCUUUGUCUUUUCUUCUCUUUUUUUUUAGCUUGUCAUUCUUUUUCCUUUCUUUUCUUUUCUUUUCUUUUUUUCUCCAUAUUCAUUUCCUUCUUUUCCUUUCUCUUUUUUUUUCUUCUCCUUUUCUCUUUAUCAUUCCUUCUUUUCCUUUCUUUGAAUUUUUUCUUCUUUUUCUUUUUUUCUCUUUUCAUUCCUUCUUUUCCUUUCUCUUUUUUUCUCUCUACCAUUUCUUAUGUCCUUCCUUCUUUUUCUUUUUUUGUUUUUUCUUCUCUUAUUUUCCCUUGUCAUUCCUUUUUUCCUUUUUCUUUUUCUUCUCUUUUUUUCUCUUUUUUUUUCCCUUUUUCCUUUCUCUUUAUAUUUUUUUUCCUUUGUCAUUCCCUUCUUUUCUUUUUCUGCUUUCUUCUCUUUUUUUCUCUUGUCAUUCCUUCUUUUCCUUUCUCUACUUUUUCUUCUCUUAUUUCUCUUUUUUCUUUUUUUUCCUUUCUUUUUUUUAUUUUUUUCCCCAAUUUGUAUUUAUUCCUUCUUUUUCCUUUCUCUUUUUUUCUUCUCUUUUUUUUUUCUCUUGUUAUUCCUUCUUUUCCUUUCUCUUUUUUUCUUUUCUUUUUCACCUUGUCAUUUCCUUUUUUCCUUUUUCUUUUUUUUCUUUUUUUUUUUCUUGUCAUUCCUUUUUUUCCUUUCUCUGCUUUCUCUUCUCUUUUUCCCCUUGUCAUUCCUUCUUUUCCUUUCUCUCUUUUCUUCUUUUUUCCCUUUUUUUCCCUUAAAAAGUCCUUCUAUCCUUUUCUUUUUAAUUUUUUUUUUUUGUCAUUCCUUGUUUUCCUAUUCUCAAAUUUUGUUUCUCUUUUUUCCCUUUCAUUCCUUCUUUUUCCUUUCUCACGAGUUUCUUCUCUUUUUUUCUUUUCAUUCCUUCUUUUCCUUUCUCUUUUUUUCUUCUCUGAUUUCAAUAAAUUCAUUUGA